CUCGCAUAUGUCGUCUGUGUCUGAAAAUUCCGUAAGAGCCAGUAUCAUGAGUACUCGACUACUGUUGUCAAAAGACGCCCUGUACUGCUCUGACGGCCCGAAAGCUAGCUUACACCAUCGACACGAAAGCUUUUGGUGUUGAUCUCUUAAGACUCGGCUAAAACACGUUGGCCCCGAACUGCCGUGGUGACAUACUGUAUAUAUACCUGUACAUACCCUCCUCUCCCCUCUGUCUCGUCACAACGACCAAAUGCAGCCCCAACUCCUCCUCCUGUUCGUACUAAUCGUCUUUUCGACGAUCCAUCAAGGCUUCACUCAACCCGUGGCCCGGAGCAAGUGCACGUCGACCCAAGAGAGCAAGAGUGCACUGCAAAAGCGAGGUACCUGCUUCUCUUCCAAUAGCAAAGAUAGUGAGUGGCUUUCUCCCUGUCAGUCUUUCCCCAGACGUUCCUUAGGUUUCACUGACGCAAGGACGUCUCUUUAGAACCCGUCGACGGCUCUGGUGCCGGCGUUGUAAGAGGGACCGAUGCCGGUGUCGCUGGAGGUUCUGGCAUCUCUCCCACUCCCAUUGACAUAUCUUCCACUCAGAGUUCGACGGAUGUUGUAGGUGGUUCUCCUCGCCGCUCGGAAACUCGCCCGGUCUAUGGAAACGAGGAAGUAUGGAGGAG
Messenger RNA from Acaromyces ingoldii, 668 nucleotides. RefSeq lists its product as hypothetical. The transcript has a single exon. Bases 251 to 484 code for a protein of 77 amino acids. NCBI's taxonomy places the organism in Eukaryota, Fungi, Basidiomycota, Exobasidiomycetes, Exobasidiales, Cryptobasidiaceae. The record is from RefSeq and is a predicted model, not a curated record.